This is a messenger RNA of Prorocentrum cordatum, 3189 nucleotides long. The record is from the annotation of a GenBank genome assembly. NCBI's taxonomy places the organism in Eukaryota, Dinophyceae, Prorocentrales, Prorocentraceae.
GGCCACGCCAAUUCGAUGGAGGGCGAGAUCGUUCGGACCCUCAACGAGCUGUACCUUGGCCAGCCCUGGCACCCCGUCAGCCAUCCUCAGUCCAUCACUGCGGGCCAGCAGCAGGCCUUGGACAAAGCGCGCGACGCAGUCCGACGGUUCGGCGCUCCCCCGGAGGGAUUGAUUGGCUCAGGGGCCCUUGAGGAGCUCCGAGUUCUCAGCGACCAUGCUGGCGAGAACGCCACCGUCGCUCCGCUCGACUUUGAUAAUAUCAACAGCCUCUCUCUUCCAGACGGGGGCUUCAAGCCAGUGCCGCUUGACACGCUGGGAGGAGAUGCUGGCCGCAGGAUAGUCGAGCGGUUUCAUGAUAUGAUGUUGCCCCAGUCGGGGUGUCGAGCUCGGAUCGAGUCCGAGGGCCCCCGGAAGCUCUACACCGACCCGGCGCUGAGGAACCCCAAGCUGCAUGUCCCCGACAAGGUCGCUCUCGCGUCGAGGGCGACCUUCGCCGGCCUCCACGUGGACGGGGGCAAGCCCAUCGCGGUGGCGGAGGUCGACCUGGCGGAUGCGUUCUACACGAUGCUGCUGCCGCCGAAGUUCAGGAGGUACUUCGCGCUGCCUGGCUGCCGCGCUGGGAUGCUGGGCCUCGAGAGCACCAUGGACGGGCGGCGCCUGGUUGGGACCGACCUGGCGCACCCGUGCUUCAGGCGCCCCCCGAUGGGCUGCUCCUUCAGCCUGUGGAUCUGCCAGACGAUGCUGGAGGGGAUGGCCCUGCAGGUGCCCCAGCUCCCCCUCGCGAACCGCUUCGUGGACCGCCGACCUGUGCCGCAGGUGUCCGAGGGUGUGAUUCACACCGAGUACGUGGACACUGCGAUCAGCCUCUCGACCAACUUGGAGACGGCGGCCGCCGCCGCGUCGGCCGUGGACUCGAAUCUUCGCGCGGCGGGGCCCCCUACCCAGGGAGUUGAGUGUAGUUUGGGCGCCGUGGCGCUGGGCUGGCAGUUCGACGAGAAAUUCCCGAUCAUCGGGCUGAACCCAGCGCUCCGGUGGAAGCUGAGGCUGGCUUUCUUGGAGCUGUGCCAGAGGGGCCGCACGGCGCGGCUGUGGCCCUCCUGCCUCCGCGAGUUUCGUUGGUGCGCCAGCCUUGGCGCGUUCUGUUUCCGGGACGCUGGCGCCGCGUUCGACAGCACGCUCACGAUGGUGGACUCAUCGCGGUGGGGAGUUGGAGUCACUCAGAAAAAGUCGUCAGCCUCGGUCGCUCUUGAGCUCUCCAAGUACAAUGAGAGAUGGAGAUUCAGUACUCAUCAGGAGUCCGAGGUGUCACAUAGGCCCCACGCCUUCAAGUCGGCGACCUCCGCCAACCCCUCCACCCCAGAGUCGAUCAUCACCAUCGACUGCUCCGGGAACCCGAAGGCCCCGAUCAAGGAGCCCCUGGAGGUGCCCGUAGAAGAGCCUGUCAAGGAGUCCGCGGUGAAGGGGGUGCACGCGGAGGAGGAGAUGUUCAAUGACAUCGAGGAGGAGGAGGAGUUCCCCGAAAUCCCAUACGACGUCAGGGCGAGAGGAACCUGCCGGGCGUGGGCUAUGCUGCGGCGGCGGCAGAUCCCUGCUGCCUCGGCGCCGCCGCUGGCCGCCCCAGCCCUGGGAGCGGGCACGGAGGGCCUGCUGGCGAGAGCUGGCCCGACAUCGGGCCCCCGCCCGGCCUCGAAGAGGAGGCGCGCUGGCCCUCCGACUGGGCGAGCCUCCGCGACGGCAGCCGCAAGCUCGGCGGGGCCUUGGGAGCUGGCAGCCGAGCCGUUGGACCGCCCGGGCCGGGCGAGCCGCCGGCGGGCGAGGCAUCCCCAGGGCGUUAGCUGGCGGGGUCGGAACCAGCGUUCGUUCCUCGCGCUGAAGGCCGUUGGGGACAGGACCGCUUUGGACUACCAGGUCCGAUACCAAGCUUUCCUGACUUGGUUAGCGAAUGCGGGCCUGUCGGUGGCGACCGUCACGGACCUGGAGGAGGCGCUCCUGCAGUACUUCAACCAGCAGUACUUCGACGGCCACGACUCGCCGGACGGGCCGAAGCUGGUGGCGGCGGUGGCGCACUUCCGGUUGGACCUGGCGCCGAAGCUCGCCAACCUGCCGCGGGUGCUGAGGGCGCUGAAGGGCUGGAAGACUCUGGCGCCCCCUCGCGCCCGCCUGCCCCUGCCGUGGCCAGUCGUGGCCCUGGUGGCCGACUGGAUGGUGGCGAACGGCUUCCUGGCCGCCGCCCGAGCGACCGUGCUGACUUUCGCCCUCUACCUGCGGCCGUCGGAGACGCUGUCGUCGCGCGUCAAGUCAGUCGCGCGGCCGGUCAGGGCCAGCCCACGGCAUCUGAGCAAGUACUCGAUCCUGCUGCUCCCCGCGGAGCUCGAGGCGAGGUCGAAGACCAAGGACUCCGACAUCAGCAUCCUGUUGGACAACCCAGAGCCCAGCUGGGUCGACCAGAUGCUGGAUCGCCUCGUGGAGGGACGCGCGGUCGACGCGCCCCUGUUCCCCCUGGACAUGAGGUCGUGGGCGCGGGCGUUCCAGCAGGCGGGCGCCGCCCUCGGACUGGGCGCCCUCGGCCCCCCGGUGCUGCACCAACUGCGCCACGGGGGGGCCAGCCACGAGAUGCUGCCGAACGCCCGGGAGUUCGGCGACAUCAAGAAGCGCGGGCGCUGGGAGGCCGACAGGAGCCUCAAGCGGCACGCGAAAGGCCCUCGGUUGCGCCGUGACUAUUGGAAGCACCCUAUGCAGAACCUGAGCUCCUGGGCCCACCUGUCCGACUCGAAGGUGUACCUGGAGAUCUUCAGUGGCUCUGGGAACUGGCCCCGGGCGCUGCGGCGAAGCAUGGCCUCUCGCCUGGCGCAGCGGGUCUUCGAGCUGGACGUGGACCACGAGCCGAUCUUCGGUGACCUCAGCCGACGGCGAGCCCAGGGCGCGGUGCGCGGGUGGCUCCGCGGUGGCCUGCUGCAGGGCGUCUGGCUUGGGAUGCCCUGCAGCUCGUGGUCGCGGGCACGGAACCGGCCCAAUGGGCCACCAGCCCUGCGGGACGCCACCCACGUGCUCGGCCUGCCCAACCUGUCGUCGGGCGACUCUCUCAAGGUCGAGACGGGUAACCGGCUGUCGCAGUUCACAUUCAGCCUCUUCCUGGAGCGUGCCAGGCGCGGAGUCCCCGCAGCAAUCGAGAACCCAUCCACGUCGCGG